AUGACUGUUGAGACAUACAACGAGGAUGGAUACAACACUAAAGCUGGACCACAACAGAGAACACCAUCCCCUACUAACAGAGCUGGAAAGCACAACCUGAGGUCAAAUAAUCCAAAUAUGCCUUUGCAAUUCAAAGUGCGGCAGUUUUCCGCGUCACCAAAUAACAUCAGUGAUGAUGAACAGAGAUCAAACACACCAAAUGGAAAAGUAACCCCUAGAUCGAAAGGAUUAAAUGUGUUUGCAGUAUCUCCACUAGGAGCAAGGAAUUUACUGCAGAAUCAGUAUAAUGGAAGCCUCACCCCACAGUUGCAACCAGGUAGAAGAUCCUCGGUGCUAUCCAACAACACCACUUUGCCAUUACUAUCCGAAUCAGACGAUGAGACACCUUCUACAACAUCACAAGACAAGAAAUCACCUAUCUCAAGCUGCGACUUGGAACUACCGCUGGACGAACGGCUUCUACGCAUGAGCAUUGACGAACAAUUGCGAAUACUAGCUCUUAAGGAGAUGGCGAUUGUGCAGAUAAAGGACCAGAUACAAAGCCUAAACAAGAAACUACACACACAAGAAGGCGAAUUGCACAAGCUUCGAGAAGUUGUUCAGAAAUCAUUGUACCAGGAGAUUAGUGGUGCUGCAAGCAACACAAGGACGAACAGACAAAGAACGAAUUCCAACCCUCGAGAUCAAGCUAUUGAAACUAUCCGGGCUAAAAGGCGAUCAUCAUCGGGUGCGCUCCAGCAAGAACCAAACAAUGAGGAAAGUGGCAAGCCGUCUAAGCUAUGGAGCGGACUAACAAAACCAUUAAACAUGUUGCAACAAUUUGAUACAAUGAUUCAAAAUGAGUUUGAAAAAUCGUUGGUUUUGGAUAAGGAAAAGCAGCAGCAGACAGAACAAAAGCGGCAGCAACAACAACAUCUACAACGUCAAAGGCCGAGGGAUCACACACGAGUCUCACACCAGCUGCGCAGUUCAGAGGAUUCAAUUGCGAGCACUGUAUCAAUUUCUUCACCGUUGCAAUCACGAGCACCGCAAUCACUAUCAGAGUAUAGAGGUGGUCAAGAUCGACAGUCGGACGAUAUGAUUCAAAGUGUUUCAGCUUCGAUUUGGUCAUUCGUCAACGAGGUUAAACAGAAUGUGUUGUCCUCGUUGAGCGAAGAGGACUUGACUGUGAGCAACGAUUUUGAUGUGGAUGAUCAAAGUAUUGAUUUUUCCAUGUAUAAACGAUGA
Lodderomyces parapsilosis is the source of this 1227-nucleotide messenger RNA. RefSeq lists its product as uncharacterized. Bases 1 to 1227 code for a protein of 408 amino acids. Lineage: Eukaryota; Fungi; Ascomycota; Pichiomycetes; Serinales; Debaryomycetaceae. The transcript has a single exon. The record is from RefSeq and is a predicted model, not a curated record.